Lecanosticta acicola is the source of this 726-nucleotide messenger RNA. The record is from the annotation of a GenBank genome assembly. Lineage: Eukaryota; Fungi; Ascomycota; Dothideomycetes; Mycosphaerellales; Mycosphaerellaceae.
AUGGCCGAUCCGUCUGCGUAUCAACCAGCCGCUGCACCUGAAGCACCCAACCCAGUCCAGAGAAUGUAUAGGACUCCCACCGGCAAAGUCAUCACUGUUCCAGAUGCGCCGGAGCCGAUCGCUCAACGCCGACAGACGUUUCCCAACGAUGCGACCAUCGACACCGUCAUCUCGCCCCAGAGCAUUCGGCCGUCGAAAUCCCUCGUCACUCCUGGCCCAACGAGCCAGCGCCCUCCGUCGCCCGGCCGAGCAAACACAUGGCCUUCUGCACCGAAGAAUCGGCUCACAGCAUUGGAAACCCCGAUCGGAUGCCUGGGACACGUGGCCGCAAAGGAAACAUACCUCAUAUUAGAUCCGAGAAGAGUAUCCACCAUCUCCGGCGCCACAAUCUUCGAUAUCGGCACGACGCACGUGACGGAUACCGAGGGCAAAGCGAUUUUCUGCCUGCGGAAGAGUCGGUCGUUGUUGUCGUUGAGAAGGCAGUAUCACGUCCAGAAGGGGUUCAAGAUUCGCAAACGAAAAGGCGGAUCGAAGUUGACUGCGACGUUGCCCACGCCUGGCAAAGUGCGGGUGGAAAUGAGUUUUGGACAGCUGAGGUUGGCGCAGGAUGGGACCGUUGUGGCGGAGGUAUCGCAUGCUCCCAGGGCCGGGGGUUGGAGCGUUACGGUUGCGAAGGGGUUUGAUAUUGCCGUUGUGGUGGCUUUUGUUCUGGUGAGGGAGAUGUAG